Helobdella robusta is the source of this 1842-nucleotide messenger RNA. RefSeq lists its product as hypothetical. Gene Ontology annotation, molecular function: RNA binding. Bases 1 to 1596 code for a protein of 531 amino acids. Lineage: Eukaryota; Metazoa; Annelida; Clitellata; Rhynchobdellida; Glossiphoniidae. Gene Ontology annotation, cellular component: RNA N6-methyladenosine methyltransferase complex. The transcript is spliced from 11 exons. The record is from RefSeq and is a predicted model, not a curated record.
AUGCUCUCGAGAUUUCAGCAUAACAAAAUGAUAUGUUGUAGGGCCAUGGAAGAAGUAUCCACUUGCUUCAUCAACCUGUUCAUGCACAUCAACGCAACAUUCAGCAAGGACAGUUCUGACUGCAUCACCACCUUAUCAUCGGCAGCUGAUUUCAUCCAGUACCUCACCACUCUUCCUCCAGCACAGUCACUCCAACAAUUGACUUGCAACACUGCUAUUGAUGACAACAGCGAAAAUGUCAACAGUGAGAACAAAAUGACGGUUGAGACAGGCUACAAACCAUUAAGAACGUACACGAUGAGCCAAGAUGAGGUUCGCAAGGUCCUUGGCUGGCCCUCCAUUGGUCAGGACGAUGCUGGCAUGGCGAACCAUCCACUCAACGACCUGGAUGUUCUUCUCUUUGAAUACGCCAAAGAUGAGGACGGAUUGAAGGCAGUGCAUGCAGGGGUUCACGCAUUGAUAACCAUCCUCAAAACACCUAGUUUGCCUGACAGCAGACCAGAAGCAGUUGAAGUCAUGCUGCCGGAUAGCGAUACAUUGUUGGAGCAACUGAAGAGACGUACGGUGUACAGUCUGGUGGAGGAUGAUGAGGAAGAGCAGCAACUGACCAGCACCUACUGGCUGUCCACACCAAUGGGCGACGACUUCGACCACGAACCAGAACUUACGAAAUGUGAUUUGAUUCAACUCGUUGAAAAGUUUGUUCCUGGUUUUGAUUUGGAGGCUGAGUUGAAAAAAGGCUCCAAUAUGUCAGAAACAUCUAUACUGUCCCGACAAAUUAAACGGAUAGCAUCGAGGAAGAACACGGACACGAUAAACACCAGCAAGAUGACAAGCGGUGGAGCUGCCUUCGUGGCUCCACUGCGUGGUAGGGGGUUCAUCCGCGGUGUCAUGGGGGGUGGUCUUAACAGGGGGGACAUGUUUAGAUCGAGACCGCCCAACACAUCUAGACCGCCAUCCAUGCAUGUCGAUGAUUUCGUCAAGCUGGAGACGCAAACUCACCACCAGCAACAGCAGCAGCAUCAUCAACCACCACUACAUCAGCAGCAAGGUGUUAGCACCGCAACUAAUGUCAUGCCCAUGCAAGUCGGUCAUCUUACCAGGAGAUCUGACGAGAUGAUGAGAUUGCGUGGAGACCCAUUCGACAGAGGAGUGACUCGAUUCUUCAGCAGCACCAGGUGGCCCUUCCACACGUUCCACUCCUCAUCAUCAUCAUCCUCCAGGGAUGAUACAGUUCUUCUGUUAAGAGGAGCUUAUAGAACGGUGGGGGUCUUGAACAGACCCGGCCUGAUGAUGAGAGGGACUGCCACGAACCUCAACAACAGGACCAGUCCAACGAAGAACAUCUGGCCCAUCAGGAGAUCCAAUUAUUCUACAGUUGCUGCAUUUGCAAGAAGUGGUAGUGAAGUUGGCGAGAGGCGACCACCAGCCGCAGGAGCAGCAGUAGCAGGAGCUUCGUAUGCCUAUCCAACUCAAAACCCUGGUAUCGUGUGGCAUGAACAUAAGGAUAGAACACAUGAGCACAGGAUUAACGUUCCUGCCGAUGCUUUUUCAGCCUGGAGGGAAAGAAUGCACCACCCCAAGUCAAUCAGAUAGUUGCCGACUGCUACUUCUCACUGCUCACUGCUCUCUAUUUUUACUCCUACAAUUCUCUCCAUUCUGUUGUUAAUGUUAAUAAAUUUUCAGUUCUUAUAAAUACUUAAGUCAUAAAAAAUAUGACACUUGUGAAAAAAUGCUGCGAAUUUAUUUUCUAAUCUAAGUUUACCAGAUGAUUAGCUGAUAAUUUUGUUAAUAUUUUUCUCGAAUUUGUUCUUUUUUGAAUUCUGAAAUUUUCAAGAAGAU